AUGGCUCAAAUUCACAGGAUACAGGUUCAAGAUGAGGCAAAAAACUGCUCGGCAGACCAAUUUUAUGGUUUUCUUAAGAAUGAAAGGACCAAGUACCCAAAGCUUCUUCCUCUUGUAUUCAAGGUGUCCAAAUUCUUGCAGGAGAUGGAAAAAGUGUGGGCACUGUUUGGCUUUGGAAACUUAUUAUGGGGGAGAGGUCGGACUCCAUAUGGAGGAUUUGCUGGAAAAGUGAAUCACGUCGGAAACGUAAUUCCAGAAAUUUGGGUAACCAAAUGGACUUCUGUAACGUUGACGGAGAAGACUGAAGCCGUGGAUGACGAAAGUAUGACUAUUAGUUUCAAAAUGACUGAUGGUGAUCUUUUGCGUGUGUAUACUAAGUUUGAGUAUAACGUGAGUGUAACUCCAUUAGUUACACCAGGAGGUGAUAAACAAAGCUGUUUAGUAAAAUGGUGUUUGGAAUAUGAGAAAGAAAAUGAAGAUGGCCCUGAUCCAACCGAGUAUGUGGAAUUGGCAAGCUGUAUUACUAAAGCCGUGGCUAGCCACUGUGACAAAAAGGCUUAG
Messenger RNA from Papaver somniferum (opium poppy), 561 nucleotides. RefSeq names its product major latex protein 146-like. Gene Ontology annotation, biological process: defense response. The record is from RefSeq and is a predicted model, not a curated record. Bases 1 to 561 code for a protein of 186 amino acids. The transcript is spliced from 3 exons. NCBI's taxonomy places the organism in Eukaryota, Viridiplantae, Streptophyta, Magnoliopsida, Ranunculales, Papaveraceae.